Molecule: messenger RNA, 1449 nt
Organism: Scheffersomyces amazonensis
Lineage: Eukaryota; Fungi; Ascomycota; Pichiomycetes; Serinales; Debaryomycetaceae
Gene: SIS1
Product: type II HSP40 co-chaperone
Exons: 1
Coding region: 80-1120 (346 amino acids)
Biological process (GO): translational initiation
Cellular component (GO): cytosol
Molecular function (GO): protein-folding chaperone binding
Source: RefSeq, a predicted model, not a curated record
CUAUAUAUAUAAAUCAGUAACAAUUAACCAGUAACCAGUAAAAGUUAUUAAAUAAUAACUAGUAGAAAUAAUCAGCAAUAUGGUCAAAGACAAAAAGCUCUAUGACUUAUUGGGCGUAUCACCAUCAGCUGACGAAAAUGAAAUUAAGAAGGGAUAUAGAAAGGCAGCCUUAAAGUAUCAUCCUGAUAAGCCAACAGGAGAUACUGAAAAAUUCAAGGAGAUUUCUGAAGCAUUUGAUAUUUUAUCUGAUUCAAAUAAACGACAAGUAUAUGAUGAUUAUGGAUUAGAUGCAGCACGUGGAAAUGCACCAGCAGGUAAUCCAUUUGAAAAUGCUGGAGGUCAUCCAUUUGGUGGAGCAGGAGGUGGACAUGGAGGAUUUAGAUCAGGAGGAUUUACUAAUGCCGAUGCAUUUAAUAUCUUUUCUCAAAUGGGAGGUUUUGGUAUGGGAGGAGAUGAUGGAUUCGGAUUUGGAUCUCAUGGAGGAUUUGGAGGAGGAAGUCAAUUCCAUUCAACUGGUGGUAGUCCAUUUGGAGGAUUUGGUGGAGGUAUGCCAGGAGGAUUUGGUGGAGGAGGUCAAGCACCUCGUCGUCGUGAACCAGAUACUGUAACAAUGCAAUUGCCUGUAUCAUUAGAAGAUUUAUUUAAUGGAAGUCUUAAGAAAAUGAAAUUGAAUAGAAAGGGAGUCACUGGAUCAAAAGAAAGUAAAGUAUUAGAAAUACAACUUAGACCAGGUUGGAAAGCUGGUACUAAAAUUAAUUUUGCUAAUGAAGGUGAUUAUCAAGAAGAAGCUGGAGCUAGACAAACCAUUCAAUUUGUCUUGGAAGAAAAACCUCAUGCUACAUUUAAAAGAGACGGUAAUAAUUUAAAGAUGGACUUGCAUUUAAGUUUUAAAGAAUCAUUAUGUGGAUUCAGUAGAGAAGUUACUACUAUUGAUGGUAGAAGAAUCCCCUUGAAUAGAUCACAACCUGUUCAACCAAAUACUUCAACUACAUACCCUGGUUUAGGUAUGCCAAUUAGUAAACUGCCAGGACAAAGAGGUGACUUGGAAAUUGUAUUUAAAGUCGAUUAUCCUAUCUCAUUAACUGCUGAUCAAAAGCAAAUCAUUCAGCAAUACUUUUAAGUAUUGUUAACUACGCAUAAUUACAACUCAACUCAUAACUAUCACGAUGGCAUUGCCAGUUUUAACGACAUUUUUGCUUUUGCUCUUCUAGAUAUAUUUUAAAUUGGUUUCCGUUCCGUUCAUUUCCGUCUUUUUAUAAUCGAUACAUUUAUAUAUAUAUUAUAUAGCCCUGUACAUUAGUGAUUCGUUUGAAUCCCACAAAUAUAAAUCUUCUAUUUUGAGUAUCUUAGCGCGAGUAAAGUUAUUACUGGUAAUGGUAGUGUCCUGAGCUCAAUAUCACCACUCGUUGAGUUGCCCUCUUAACUAUGGAGUUAUAACUAACUAAGUGC